GGGCGGGAAUUGAGGCAAGAUUCGUCGAGCUAUUUUUUUUUCAUCGCGGCAGCCAUGGCAGCCAUGGCGGCUGGGGAACUUCUUCGGGACAGGGAAGGUACCAACAAUCUGGCUGUUGUUGCUUCCGCCUCGGCUAUGGCGGACGACGAUGCUCCUUCGCCCGGCGGGGUGAGGACGACGGCCAAGAAGGACGCGGCUAUGGCGGGCGGCAAUGACGUUCUGCUCUCCGACGGGCACGAAGAAGACGGCGGCGAUGGCGAGUUCAGACGGAUGGAGAAGACGAAGAGGUACGUGGUCUACUCCUCCGCGGACUGCCAUUACCUAGCGGAGCGUGUGUGCAACGAGCUGGGCCUCCCGCUGGGCAAGGUAAUCAGGAAGACCUUCGUCGGAGGCGAGAGUUAUUACAGAAUCGACCUCAAGGAACGGUACGACCUCAUUGGCAAGGACGUCAUCCAUGUCUGCAGCACGUGCACGGACGCCGAUCUUCUUGAACUCAUCCGAUUAGGAUGUGCUUAUUCUGCUUAUGGCAGUCGACGUCGGAUUUUCGUCAUUCCUUUUUUGGGAUACAGCACGAUGGAGAGGCAGGUGCUACCAGGGGAGGUGGUCACUGCCAAGGUGAAUGCGCGUCUGCUGAGCAGCAUUCCCUGUAGCAAACUGGGCAACGUGUUCUUGUUCGUCGAUCUGCACGUGCAGACCUUGCUGCAGUACAUGGAGGGUCCCCACGUGCGCAUGGAGCUUUACGCUAUGGAGGUGCUGCUGAAGGGAGUGAGGGAUCAUCUGGACUUGACAUCGGAGCCCUUCAUGUUUGCUUCUGCAGAUCUCGGCCGUCCUCUUUGGGUCGAGAGCUUUGCCAAACGCUUUGGAGUGGAUGUGGCAUUUGUGCGCAAGGCGAGGGACUUCGACGUCACAAGGGUGCAGAGUGUGGUUGGGAGCGUUGCAGGGAAACAUGUGAUCAUAUAUGACGAUAUGACGAGGAGCGGAGGCACGCUAAUCAAAGCCGCGCAAGCGUAUAUUGAUGAGGGGGCGACACGUGUCUCCGCUGUACUUAGCCACCUGGCACUGGCCUCGGAUGAGGUCGUCAGACGGCUCAUCGAAUCGCCGGUUGCGACAAUUAUAGCCACAAAUACCCACCCAAUGAGCAGAGCCCAGUCGGUCUUAUCCGCUUCGGAUAAGUUCAAGAUUGUGGAUAUAACGCCGGUCCUGGUAGCUGCCUUAUCGAAGCUCAUGUUGGAAUAACCGCCGCCGAUGACGAGAGUGAGAAAAAAAAUGAUAUGCCUACGGUUUACCGGGCAGUUCUAUUUGACG
Messenger RNA from Chara braunii, 1305 nucleotides. The record is from the annotation of a GenBank genome assembly. Lineage: Eukaryota; Viridiplantae; Streptophyta; Charophyceae; Charales; Characeae.